This is a messenger RNA of Aspergillus nidulans FGSC A4, 1108 nucleotides long. RefSeq lists its product as uncharacterized. The transcript has 2 exons. The record is from RefSeq and is a predicted model, not a curated record. NCBI's taxonomy places the organism in Eukaryota, Fungi, Ascomycota, Eurotiomycetes, Eurotiales, Aspergillaceae. The coding region runs from base 1 to 975 and encodes 324 amino acids.
AUGCCCUCUGGCACUUCCACUCUCGGCUGGAGCCUCGCAAACUGGGGCACCUUACCAGCAACGUGGACCUCGUCGUCCUGCACCCCAUCGAGCAUCAUCUACUACGCCGAAGACGACGACCCCGACAUCCCGGAGCUUUUCGAAUCCUGCCCCUCCACCACAUUCGACAGCUGCCUCCCUGAACCAACAGAUUCCGACUUGAUUGACGACUUCCUCAGCAACCAGCGCAACGUCCCCUACUGGUCUCCCGGCGUCAACUGUCCAUCCGGAUGGGAAGCCGUCGGAUCGGCCGCACGGCCGAGCGACGGCGAUGUAACGUCCUCAGGGAUCUUCACUGUCGGUGCGAUCCCAACCGGGAACUGGGAUAUUCCGGAUAACGAUUACAUUCAACUGGGCUUCCAUGAUGCGUUCGGCGCGCUGCUCGACCCUAGCGAGACAGCUGUUGCUUGUUGUCCUAGCUCAAUGACCGCCGGCCGCAACGGGAUCUGCUACUCGACCCUCCCGGACCGUGACAUCCGCACCGUAUGUAUCGCAGACUUCUCAAACGCAGACGGGAACCUGGAAUUCAUCAGCACGAGCUGGGUCUGGAAUGGGGUAACCAGAACAGCCAACAUCGCCGUUCCAACUCUGACUAUUCCUCGCACGCCGACACGUACAUCUUCGAGGACUAUAGACGCUGAUGAGACAGGGGAUAUGGUGGCUGCGACCAUGCAGGUGCCUAUCUAUUUCGUGCGUAGGCCGGGUGACGGUGGCGGAAAUGGGAAUGGCAAUGGCGAUGGGAAUUCGUCGGACUUGGAUAAUAAUGGUUCAAAUGGGUCGGGGACGAGUGACGCGGAUACGGUAAAUGAGACAAAUGCCGCGAGGGGUUUACAUAUGCAGAAGGGCUAUACUAAAGACUGGGGUCAUCUCGGCGGAAUGUUGGGCGUCCUGGCUGCGUCGCUGCUGGCCGGAGCUGUGCUCGUGUUGCCGUGGUAGGAGGAAGCGUAGUACUUGUAUUAGCUGGAUGUCUGGCCUCGUAUGCCGGCUGGCGCGCAUUUCUUCUGUAUCGGUACGUGUCGGCUUCAAUAAGGUUCUAUACCUCCCAUGUCGUAAAUGUGGUUGUUCAGUA